CAUUCAUUUUCGGAAGUUCGAGUCUACUGAAGAAAAAGUUUAAUUAUGUCUGGACGUGGCAAAGGAGGCAAAGGAUUGGGAAAAGGAGGCGCUAAGCGUCACAGAAAAGUAUUGAGAGAUAAUAUCCAAGGUAUCACCAAGCCAGCUAUUCGUCGUCUCGCAAGAAGAGGUGGUGUAAAACGUAUUUCUGGUCUCAUCUAUGAAGAAACUCGUGGGGUACUCAAGGUGUUUUUGGAAAACGUCAUCCGUGAUGCUGUAACCUACACAGAACACGCCAAAAGAAAGACUGUUACUGCUAUGGACGUCGUCUAUGCUUUGAAACGCCAAGGACGUACUCUCUAUGGUUUCGGUGGUUAA
This is a messenger RNA of Dimorphilus gyrociliatus, 357 nucleotides long. NCBI's taxonomy places the organism in Eukaryota, Metazoa, Annelida, Polychaeta, Dinophilidae. The record is from the annotation of a GenBank genome assembly.